AUGUUCAGAAACAGUAAUAGAGAAGACGUUAGAGUAGCUUUAACAGGAGAUAUUGCUGCUCUUGCUGGUUUAAAAGACACUAUAACAGGUGAAGCGUUUUGUGACCCUGAGAGUCCGGUCGUGCUUGAGCGGAUGUACUUCCCUGAUCCUGUGAUUAAGAUUGCAAUUGAACCCAAAACUAAAGCUGAUAUUGACAAGAUGGCAGUUGGUUUAGUCAAGCUUGCACAGGAAGACCCUUCUUUCCACUUCUCCCGUGAUGAAGAGAUAAAUCAGACAGUCAUUGAAGGAAUGGGAGAAUUGCAUCUGGAAAUCAUUGUUGAUCGCCUUAAAAGAGAAUAUAAGGUAGAAGCUAAUGUUGGAGCUCCCCAAGUAAACUACAGGGAAAGCAUUUCCAAAAUCUCACAAGUGAGGCUGGAACUUUUAGAAGUAACCCUCAUUGUUUUUGAGUCUGAAAAAGAAGAAGUUGUUUCAGUUCAUUCGGAAGACUCUGAAGCCGUUUCUGAACCAAUGGCUGAAGCUCCACCUCCUACGGAAAGACUUCUGGGUGACUAUGGAGGUGCAAAUGCUCCUACUGGAAGGGUAACAGUUGUGAACCAACCGUUCUUGGAGGCACUUGAGCAAAUGCCCUCUUAUGCUAUAUUUAUGAAGGAUAUUAUUUCAAAAAAGAGGAGCAUUGACACUGAUUCUAUUGUACUAACAGAAACUUGUAGUGUAAUUUUGCAGGGUAUGAAAAUUCCGGUAAAGAAGAAAUAUCGAGGCUCGGUAACUAUCCCUUUCACUAUCGGGGAUAGAUCUUUCAAAAAGGCCCUUAUAGACUUGGGGGCAAGUGUGAGUCUCAUGCCGUUAUCCAUUUACAAGAGGUUGGGGAUUGGAAAAGUGUAA
This is a messenger RNA of Lathyrus oleraceus (garden pea), 882 nucleotides long. RefSeq lists its product as uncharacterized. Bases 1 to 882 code for a protein of 293 amino acids. The transcript is spliced from 4 exons. Gene Ontology annotation, biological process: ribosome disassembly. The record is from RefSeq and is a predicted model, not a curated record. NCBI's taxonomy places the organism in Eukaryota, Viridiplantae, Streptophyta, Magnoliopsida, Fabales, Fabaceae.